GCAUGCAACAGCAGACACUCAAACUGACUCAGCAAGACAAGAGCACAACCCACUUCGUCGCUCACACUCGACUCAGUCGGCUCCAGCUCGACGGUUACAAGUCGAAUCGCAUUUGAAGUCUCAUCAUAAUAGGCAGAGAAACAUAAAACAUGAUACCACAAAACAACACAAUGAAAUCAAAAUCAGGCCAUUUUCAUGAAAUUAGUGAACUUGAUGAUGAAAAGGAUGAUGAUGUGGAACUUUGUGUCUCGUGUGCUAGUGAGGUUGAGUCGAGGAUCGAAAUCAGUAAGAAAUACACGAAAGAAAAGAAGAAAGAGAAGAAAUCUUUGCAUGGGUUUCUGAGGCGACUGUUGGGUCAUAAGAGGAGGGAGAGAAAAAUGGACUUGGAUGAUGGUUUCUUAGUGUCUCUUGUUAAUCGUCAAGAGCAACUUCACUCGUCAAAAAAAUUACAAUCAGUUGGGAGAGCAUCUGAGAAAGGUAGAGAAGAGACAGUUAGGACAUGGACAGAGAAUGGCAGGACUUUGAUCUCUUGUUGAUCAGCUGCUCAACAUUGACAGCAUACUGAUGAUGUAAUAGAAACAAUGAUGGUGGGAGUAAAAGACAUUGAGUUGUGAUGUGUUGGUGAGAAGAAGAAUAAGACAAAGACGUAGAUGUAACAAACUGUAGCAGCAAGAUCGGCUGCUCUCUAUGUGAUCUCUUAUAUUAUUGUUUUGGAUGUUAAUUAUAAUUGGAUUGGUUGGGUUACUGUACUAGAUAUGUAAUGUAGGUUUACUGACACUUGAAGUUACUAGACAGUACGUUUACAGUGAAAUUUGUAGGAACAUAAAUAUCAAUGAUUUACAGUAAAUAUCUAGUUUAUGUUACACACACCAAAUGUUACAAUAAAUUGCCUUUGGACUAUCA
This is a messenger RNA of Corticium candelabrum, 903 nucleotides long. RefSeq lists its product as uncharacterized. The record is from RefSeq and is a predicted model, not a curated record. The transcript is spliced from 5 exons. NCBI's taxonomy places the organism in Eukaryota, Metazoa, Porifera, Homoscleromorpha, Homosclerophorida, Plakinidae. The coding region runs from base 150 to 536 and encodes 128 amino acids.